Molecule: messenger RNA, 315 nt
Organism: Varanus komodoensis (Komodo dragon)
Lineage: Eukaryota; Metazoa; Chordata; Lepidosauria; Squamata; Varanidae
Gene: NRARP
Product: NOTCH regulated ankyrin repeat protein
Exons: 2
Coding region: 1-315 (104 amino acids)
Cellular component (GO): cytoplasm
Molecular function (GO): enzyme inhibitor activity; phosphatase regulator activity; protein binding
Source: RefSeq, a predicted model, not a curated record
AUGGAGGAGCGAGGAAGCAAAGGAGGGGCGGGCUGCGGAAAAGCAGAACGACCCCCCCGGGUGUGUGGGGGCGCCCAGGCGCUCUGUGCACUCAACGUGAACUCGUUCGGGCCCGAGGGCCAGACGGCGCUGCACCAGUCGGUCAUCGACGGCAACCUGGAGCUGGUCAAGCUGCUGGUCAAGUUCGGCGCCGACAUCCGCCUGGCCAACCGCGACGGCUGGAGCGCGCUGCACAUCGCCGCCUUCGGGGGCCACCAGGACAUCGUGCUGUACCUGAUCGCCAAGGCCAAGUACUCGUCGGGCAGCCGCGGCUGA